Messenger RNA from Suillus clintonianus, 1641 nucleotides. Its product is annotated as P-loop containing nucleoside triphosphate hydrolase protein. The transcript has 2 exons. Gene Ontology annotation, molecular function: ATP binding; nucleic acid binding. Lineage: Eukaryota; Fungi; Basidiomycota; Agaricomycetes; Boletales; Suillaceae. The coding region runs from base 85 to 1641 and encodes 518 amino acids. The record is from RefSeq and is a predicted model, not a curated record.
AUCUUAGAGGAGGAAUUUGAUCUUUCUGGACCAGCCGCUUCCUCAAGCAGGAACCUUCCCACUCAAUUCUCUUCUCCACCCUUGAUGCCUGGGUUGUUGCAGAGUUUACAGGAGACACUAGGAACGGAAGCGAGGCCCACCGCAAUUCAAGCAUCCUCAAUGAAGCAUCUAUUCCAGGAACACGUCGAAGGCGAGAAGUACAAGGAGUUCCUUCUUGCCAGCGAGACAGGAUCUGGAAAGUCGAUAGCAUACCUCCUCCCCGUACUUCAGGAUCUCAAACGCACGGAGCACGAGCAGUCCAAUGCUAUUGUCCACCAUUCAUCUCGCAAGCCUCUCAAUCCACGUGCGCUCGUACUUGCACCUACGCACGAACUCACUCGCCAACUUGCGAGUUUUGCGAAGAGCUUGUCCCAUGUCAUCAAAUUGCGCGUCAUGUGUGCUAGCAAGGCCAAUACAGCAAGUACGGCCAAGUCUAGUGGAACGGCUUCGAAAAUGAAAGGGAAAUUCGAGGGAGCUGGUGCUUCGAGCGACACUGAGUUCAUCAUCUCGAAAACUUCUCGUGGGUCAAGACCGGUAGACUUACUGGUGGGCACGCCAAUGAAAAUUCUUGAGAUGGAGCGCGGGAGGGGCUGGAACUGGGAGGAGCGCGCGCGAGAGCGAGCCAUGAAGAUAGGGAAGAAAGCUGAAGAGCGCGAAGAUGUAAAGGAAGAAGACGGGGAAAACAAAGAACCACCGCGAGAGUUCUGGAUUGACGAGCCCGAGAUGGGUUUGGAGAACGUGCAGUGGGUGGUUGUAGAUGAAGCAGACGUCCUGUUCGAUCCGGACUUCCAGGAAUCCACUCGUAUGCUUCUUGCAGAUAUUGCAGCAGCACGUGGAUCGCCUGUCCCGGUAAUUCCUGCCUCAGCCCUAUCCUCCACUCCGGAUUCAGACGCAUCCGCACAACCAAUCUCCUACCCAUUCAACUUCCUUCUCACUAGCGCAACAAUCCCCGCAUCUCUUUCCACCUAUCUUUCUAACAACCACCCAUCCCUCACCCGCCUUGCAUCCCCACGUCUGCACCACCUCCCUUCGACCCUCCGCACAGAACACACCUCCUGGACAGGCGGGAACAAGAGCGCAGACAUCGAACGCCGCAUCCGUCGCGUAUGGGCCGAAGACGCCCUCGUGCACUCCAAAACCGCCACAGGUCCCGGCCCCAUCAAACUCUCCAAACUCCUCGUGUUCUGCAACAAGCGGCACAAAGUCGAGCAACUUGCUGCAUUCCUUGACAGCCGCGGCAUCAAAUGCGUAGCGCUCACCGGUAGUGCCGACGCGCGCAAACGAGGCUCAAACCACCACCUUGACGGGUUCUUGAAGAUGGCUGGGCCUGAAGCGACGGGACCGGGUGUGUGUGAUCCGGCUCAGACGCCUCAUGUGCUUGUUACGACGUCGUUGCUCUCGCGCGGGUUGGAUUUUUCGCCGAGGAUCCAGCAUGUGUUUAUUGUUGAUGAGCCGAGGAAUAUGAUUGAUUUUUUGCAUCGUGCUGGACGGGCUGGAAGGGCGGGUGAGGCGGGGAAGGUGGUGGUGUUUGGGAGGGCGAAGGGGAGGGGGAGUGGGCGGGCGGAGGAGGUCAAACAGAGGGUUAGGGCUGUUGCUGGGUAG